CGGAAGCAGGAUCGCAAGCUCGUCGCGGGAGCGGCGCGCCCCGCUGCUCCUGGACCCACGUGGAGCGGCGCGCAGGAUGCUCCGCCGCGAGGCCCGGCUCCGCCGGGAGUACCUGUACCGCAAGGCCCGCGAGGAAGCGCAGCGGACGGCCCAGGAGAAGAAGGAGAAGGUCCGGCGCGCGCUCGAAGAGAACCGCCUGAUUCCCACGGAACUGCGCCGGGAGGCUCUGGCCUUGCAGAAGUCCCUGGAGUUCGACGAUGCUGGCGCUGAAGGUGUCACCAGUCACAUGGAUGACGAAUACCGAUGGGCAGGGGUGGAGGAUCCCAAAAUCAUGAUCACGACCUCCCGUGACCCCAGUUCCCGCCUCAAGAUGUUUGCCAAGGAGUUGAAGCUGGUGUUCCCGGGCGCCCAGCGCAUGAACCGUGGUCGCCAUGAGGUGGGCGCCCUCGUGCGGGCCUGCAAGGCCAACGGAGUCACAGACCUGCUGGUGGUGCACGAGCACAGGGGCACGCCUGUGGGCCUCAUUGUCAGCCACCUGCCCUUUGGGCCCACCGCCUACUUCACACUGUGCAACGUGGUCAUGCGUCACGACAUCCCCGACCUGGGCACCAUGUCCGAGGCCAAGCCGCACCUCAUCCUGCACGGCUUCUCCUCCCGGCUGGGCAAGCGCGUCUCUGACAUACUUCGAUACCUGUUCCCUGUCCCCAAAGACGACAGUCGCCGCGUCAUCACCUUCGCAAACCAGGAUGACUAUAUCUCCUUUCGGCACCACGUGUACAAGAAGAUGGACCACCGCAAUGUGGAGCUGACGGAGGUCGGACCGCGCUUCGAGCUGAAGUUGUACAUGAUCCGCCUGGGCACGCUGGAGCAGGAGGCGACAGCCGACGUGGAGUGGCGCUGGCACCCCUACACCAACACCGCACACAAGAGGCUCUUCCUCAGUGCUGAGGGGACCUGACGGGCGGGGACAAAUAAAGCCUGGA
Messenger RNA from Sorex fumeus (smoky shrew), 983 nucleotides. It is a transcript of the gene IMP4, whose product is annotated as IMP U3 small nucleolar ribonucleoprotein 4. Gene Ontology annotation, cellular component: nucleolus; Mpp10 complex; small-subunit processome. Gene Ontology annotation, molecular function: rRNA primary transcript binding; snoRNA binding. Gene Ontology annotation, biological process: rRNA processing. The coding region runs from base 77 to 958 and encodes 293 amino acids. Lineage: Eukaryota; Metazoa; Chordata; Mammalia; Eulipotyphla; Soricidae. The transcript has 9 exons. The record is from RefSeq and is a predicted model, not a curated record.